Messenger RNA from Wyeomyia smithii (pitcher-plant mosquito), 3742 nucleotides. RefSeq names its product zinc finger X-linked protein ZXDB (gene dati). The coding region runs from base 1434 to 3410 and encodes 658 amino acids. The transcript is spliced from 6 exons. Gene Ontology annotation, biological process: regulation of DNA-templated transcription. Lineage: Eukaryota; Metazoa; Arthropoda; Insecta; Diptera; Culicidae. Gene Ontology annotation, molecular function: DNA-binding transcription factor activity, RNA polymerase II-specific; RNA polymerase II cis-regulatory region sequence-specific DNA binding. The record is from RefSeq and is a predicted model, not a curated record.
GUCAACUUUAAGUCUCUGAAUUUUUGUAAUGACAGACUUUUUUCAUUAGAAAUUUCAAUAUAAACAUCACAAAUUUGUAUUUGAAGCUUUCAUAUUCAUGAUACUAUACUAUAAUUAUAUAUAUUUAAAUUUCUGAUGACGUAUCCCAUGAUUCGUGCUUAACAAAUUCAUGAAUGAUAAUUUAAAUACCUAUGUAAUCUGACAAUUGAUGUUUCAUGCCAUAUCAAACAAAAAAUUUGAAUAAAUGACAACUCAAACAACUGCCAUUUUUUAUCAAAACGACUGAAGAAUAAGUGAAUAAGCUGUUACUCAAGAAAACUGUAUAGUGACUGUCUUUAUACAGGAAACAAUUCCCAACUUUCGUCAGUAGUUUUUAAUUGUGAAGAACUAUUCCGAGAAGCUUCAAUACAAAAAGUCAUCCCCGUCUGGCAACUAUUCCCAAAAAUCCUUCUGCUUUCGCUUCUCGAUGGGAGUGACUGAGAGCCGCGCACUACAACAUCCCUUGUCCGAUCCUAGUAUUGCCAUCGUCCGGUGCUAGUGCUAGGCACCCUUUCCAUAUCUAGUUUUCUCCUGUCCCUUACCUUCGCCAUUCACCCUUUCGUCCUCACGGUGUUGUUGUGUGCAUGUGAGCGUAAGCGGUCGGUGUGCAACUCCUUCGCUGAUUUUCUUACCGGAACGUCUCGCGCCCACCGCCAUCCAGCCGGGGUCGCCAUCCGGAGCGGGUGGCCUCUCCUGUGUAUGUGCGCGUGCGACUGCGAUAGCACUACAUAGGCAGCAUCUCACCAGCAGCAGCAGUUAACUUGUUGUAAAAUUGCGAUGCAGUUAUUAAACAACUUUCGUCACAUGCAUGAAUUUCUUUUCACGCACCCGGACGCUCGCUGGCGUGGCUGAAGGCUUCAUUCUUACGCGCGGCACCGUCAUUUCUUCGCCGACUUUCGUGGAAGAAAAGUGCGUACGGCAUCAGUUCUGGUCCGCGCGAACCCUCUAAGGUCCCUUUUCCAUAGGACAGGGGACCAACCUCGUUAGUGCAGGAGUAAAAAAAAAAACCUCACUGCAAAAAAAAUCAAGUACAUCGCGACCUCCCCGUUUCCUUAAGUUUUCCGUUCACUUUUGGCUUUCCGUGAAGGAUUUCCGUAACCAAAACCGGGAAAAAUCCUUCACUUUUCGGCACCAGCUAGAGUCAGUUAGGAGAAAGAAAAAUCCAGUGCAAUACAGAGAAAAAGUGCUUUCAGAAAACCCGAAAAAAAUUAAAGUUGCUAAAAUUCAAAAUUUUCCCAUUCACUCGAAACGAAAACCGUGCGUCUCCACGCGAGAAAUCGACCGAGAAGAUUUAGUUUAUCGAAAGAGAAAGCGAGAAAGAGAGAGAAAAAAUCAAACAGUGCUUCUUCACUCGUUCGGUGUGAAUUGUGUGAUAAUUGAGCAAAAAGAGCAAAAUGUUUUCGAUUGAAUCAAUUUUAAAGUCUCAAAUCUCCCAGAGAGUCAGAAUGCAGAUCCAGCACGUACGGGACCUGUGCGCCGUCCCGGGGGCGGCCGCCGAGCUCAACUGCACCGGUGAUAUCCUGUCGGUGCAGAACCUGCUGCCCCAGUUGGCCCCACCCGAGAACAAACCGCACCAGUGCCAGCAGUGUCUGAAGAGUUUCUCCUCCAACCACCAGCUGGUGCAGCACAUCCGGGUUCACACCGGCGAGAAACCGUACAAAUGUUCCUACUGUGAUCGCAAGUUCAAGCAGCUGUCGCACGUCCAGCAGCACACCCGGCUGCACACCGGUGAGCGUCCGUACAAGUGCCACCUGCCGGACUGCGGUCGUGCGUUCAUCCAGCUGUCCAAUCUGCAGCAGCACCUGCGCAACCACGACGCCCAGGUCGAGCGUGCCAAGAGCCGGCCCUUUCAUUGCAAUCUGUGUGGCAAGGGUUUUGCCACCGAGUCCAGCCUGCGGACGCACACUUCUAAGGAACUUCAACUACAUCUCGGCGUUCUGCAGCAGCAUGCAGCUUUGAUCAGCAACUCGAACAGCGUGACGUGCAACGUUUGUAGCAAGAUCUUCCUCGGGGUGGAUGCGCUCAACGAACACAUCAAGUACUCCCACAAAGAAGUGGCUGUGAAGCGAAGAGUAGCGAACCAUCCGUGUCCGAUGUGUGGUAAGCACUACGUGAACGAGGGUUGCCUCCGGAAGCAUCUGCUGACGCAUCCGAGGACGGGCGGCGCGGCCGGGGCUCCGUUCCGCUCCAAUCUGCAGAUGUGGCCCUGCUCGGUUUGCCAGGCGGUGUUCACCCACGAGUCCGGUCUCAUCACCCACAUCGAGCACAUGAAGAUGGAUCCGAAGCACCAGUUUGCGGCCCAGUACAUGUUCACCAAGGCGGUCGUCGAGCAGCGGGAGAAGGAAUCGAACGCACUCGGUAUGGGCAGUAGCGGUUCGAAUCCGAUGAUUUCCGUGAAAGAGUUGACCCAGAAUAGCAUUUCGCCGUUAAAUUACUCGGAAAAUUCCUCGACCAUGGGAUCGGAAAAGAAUGGAGAAGGCGGCGGUGGUGGGGGCAGCAGUGCUGUCGGUGUUUUCGAUAACCAUCGGUUAACGAAUGCUGCCGCUGCGGCUGCUGUCGUUGCCGGAGGUCACGGUAAUCCGUUCGGGGUCGUACCGGGGGAUAACAACAAUAGCCAGUUUUCGCGUAUGAUGAUGCUGCAGGAGCCGAAGUUCGAUCCCGAUCUGAUGCUUCCGACGGAUGGAACUUCAUCGGCCGUGCAGGCGGCCGUCGUCAAUUUGGCCACCGCAAUGCGAAUUGGUCAAACCUUCAAGAAUAAUUCAAUUCACGCCGAUCAUUUAGGGCAGCCUGGGAACCUGGGUCCGCUGAAGAAGAAAAGUAAUUUUAUCAAUUUCAACGAAAUGAAAUAUCCGCUGGCGAAUCGACAAAAUUAUCCUUCCGUUGAUUCACCGCUUGGCGGUGGCGGUGGUGCUGGUAGUGGGGGCCUAGGUGGCGGGCAGAAUCCUUGCGGUCCAUCGUCGGAAACGGCUAUACGCAUUCAACAGGCCGAAGCGAUUCUGCGGUCCCAAGCGGAGGCAGCACUUCGGUUAGCUGUCUCCCAGGCGCAGGCCGUAGUUUCCUCGAAUGCUGGGGGUCACGUUGUUGGUGGCCACAUAGGACCCCUUGGAGGUCACCCCCUGAUGGGUAGGUGCAACGAUGAGAAUAGAUCUAAUGAAAAUUGUCCCCCCUUUGAUCCCCACGGGGAUCAACUGAGGGCGGUCAUGAGAGAACACCACGCUCACCAACAACAACAGCAACAGCAGCAGCAGCAACAGCAACAACAACAACAGAAUAACGAUGAGUGCCAUCAAUUCUCGCAAAGUCCGGUGCCGAGAAACGGGCUGGACCUUACCGACGAGUUCCUAAAAAGUGAAAACGUACUGAAAGGGUGAGAGUAGAUGUAAAUUUUGAUGCCAUAUUAUAUUUAAUUUAAAUCAAUACACAAAAAAAGAAACAAAAAUCUUGACGAAGAGAGGAUCGAAGCCCUACAAUUUGGUUCAGGGCGGUGGGAUUCAAAAAAUGGUAGCAAAGAAACGGGGUUAGCAACAGUAAAGCGAACGAUGAGAAGAAUGCAAAGAAAUUAACAAAGAGUAAUAUGAAGGUAAAGCAGAAGAAGCAAAACUUACACAUUGAUUAUUAUACGAUAAUCUGGGACUUGAAUGUGUGAAUCAAUAACUAAAUGAUAAAAUUAAUAAAAACUGAUGCAUUAUGCCAUAUUAUAGAA